AUGGUAAUAAAAGUCGGUGUGACCACGGUUGUCACACACAAAGGCUACCGGCCCGACAGCACGGCCACUAUCGGUAGUGUGAAGGUGUUUGGUCUGAAGAGGACGGUGGGGGAGGUACAACUGGACGGAGUGAGCACCACACGGUACACGUAUCGGAACAAGGUGCUUCACAUCACCGGCAUGGAUCUUGACUUGACCGUCAAUCAUGAGAUCAGGUGGAGCCAAACAACGUCAGCUGCAGUACAAUCCUUAGCCGCCAGAUGGCAGCUGCUGUUCGUCUUCGCUGUUCUUAUUACUUUACUGGCUUGAGUACAUCAAGGGAUGAUGUUGUUACCGCGAAAAUCAAGAGUAAGAACGUAAACGAUAAAGGUCUGAAGAAAUACAAAGCAGCUUAUUGUAUUUGAUUAUUUUUUUAACAGUGUUGAUUGCGUGUUUUUAACAGUGUCAAACCAAAUUUGUUUGUUACAAAAUAUUGCAAUGAUAAUGUUUAUGCAGUACUCAGUGGAUUUGAUGUAUUCCUGAUAGAUUUUACUGUAAAAUUGGACUGACUUGUAUCACCAGCAGGGUUGGAAUCCUAGAAAAAACUGAUCACUUCGUCAUUUAAUAAAGUUAUUUCUGAUUUU
This is a messenger RNA of Branchiostoma belcheri (Belcher's lancelet), 623 nucleotides long. RefSeq lists its product as uncharacterized. The record is from RefSeq and is a predicted model, not a curated record. Lineage: Eukaryota; Metazoa; Chordata; Leptocardii; Amphioxiformes; Branchiostomatidae. Bases 1 to 309 code for a protein of 102 amino acids. The transcript has 4 exons.